AUUUUUAUUUUCUUCUUUUCUGUACUUUUUUUUUUUUUUUUUUCCCUCCAUUUACUCAUUUCUUCUCUUGUUGAUUUUGUUUCUUCUCUUUUCUCUUUUUUUCACUCUUCCCUUCUUUCUCUCUAUUUUCCCCUGCAUUUUUUUCACCUUCUCCUUUCCCCCUUUCCUCUCCCUCCCCUCCCUGGGGGGAGCAGAGGAUGCAGCAUUUUUCCCAUCCUCACUCUGUCACCAGCACCUCUGUGUGAGUGCCUGUGUGUUUGUCUGUCUGCAUGUCUGUGUGUCCCCUGCACACCCACCCACUACCCAUCCCAUCCAAGCCGACAGCUGCAGAGUGCAGCAGGGCUGAGGCUGAGUGUAGGCACCAGGCUCCCUCCUGGUGCUAUUGUGCUUGCACAGGCCACAGAUUGGAUUUCUAGAGAGCUUCCCACCACGGUGAAAAGACAAGCUGAUGUGAGAAAGGAGAUAUGUCUGUUAUGGGAAGAUGCCGUUUACUCUGUCUCCUUUUCGCACUUGUGUUCAGUGAGGAGAGAACUGAGGCACAGAGAGCAGGUUGCAAGAAUGUUCAUUAUGACCUUGUUUUCAUCUUGGACGCCUCCUCCAGUGUCGGAAAAGAAGAUUUUGAGAAGGUUCGACAGUGGGUGUCUAACUUGGUGGAAACUUUUGAGAUUGGUCCUGACAAAACCCGUGUUGGUGUGGUGCGAUACAGUGACAGGCCAACCACUGAGUUUGAUCUGGGAAAGUACAAAACCCGUGAGGAAAUCAAAGAGGCCGCCCGAAAAAUUAGGUAUUAUGGGGGUAAUACAAACACUGGAGAUGCUCUCAGGUACAUCAAUACUUACAGUUUUUCCAAAGAGGCAGGUGGGAGACUUAGUGAUCGAACUGUUAAAAAAGUGGCUAUCCUUCUGACUGAUGGAAGGAGCCAAGAUUAUGUCUUGGAUCCUGCCAAUGCAGCUCGUCAGGCUGGAAUCAGGAUCUUUGCUGUGGGUGUCGGUGAAGCCUUAAAAGAAGAAUUGGAUGAGAUUGCUUCAGAACCAAAGUCUGCUCACGUGUUUCAUGUCUCUGAUUACAAUGCCAUUGAUAAAAUUCGGGGGAAGCUGAGAAGACGUCUCUGUGAAAAUGUUCUGUGUCCAAAUGUUCAAGUGGAAGGAGAUCGAUUCAAGCACACUAAUGGGGAGACAGAUGAGAUUCCAGGGUUUGACCUGAUGGAUUCGUUCAGUGUGAAACAGAUCUUUGGAAUGAAAGAAAAUGGAAUUCAAAGCUCUUAUGUACGACUUGGAAGUUUCCCUGUUGUUCAGAAAACUGAGGAUGUAUUCCCACAAGGUCUGCCUGAUGAAUAUGCCUUUGUAACUACCUUCAAGUUCCGAAAGGCUUCCAGAAAAGAAGACUGGUAUAUUUGGCAGAUUAUUGACAAGUAUGGCAUACCACAGGUCUCAAUCCGACUGGAUGGAGAGAACAAAGCUGUGGAGUACAACGCUGUGGGGCUUACCAAGGAUGCUGUGAGAGUGGUCUUUCGAAGUGCACGAGUCAGUGAUCUUUUUGAUCGCAGCUGGCACAAAAUUGCCCUCAGCAUUCAGUCAACAGCUGUCUCGCUGUACAUAGACUGCAAGCUUGUGCAGAUGCUGCCUAUUGAAGAUAGGGAAAAUAUCGACAUUCAAGGAAAGACUGUGAUUGGCAAACGCUUGUAUGAUAGUGUCCCCAUUGAUUUUGAUCUUCAGAGGAUGGUUAUUUACUGUGAUUCUCGGCAUGCUGAGCUGGAGACCUGCUGUGACAUUCCUUCAGGACCAUGCCAGGUCACAGUCCUGACAGAAGCACCUCCCGUGGAAGUGAGGCCUACUGUUGGCAGUGAGCAAGUUGCUCACCUCAAGACUUUCAAUUGUUCCUGUCCUGCUGGACAAAAGGGGGAGAGAGGCUCAAUUGGCCCUGAAGGUCCUAAAGGUCAAAAGGGAGAAAGUGGCAGCCAAGGGCUUCCUGGACCCAGAGGAGAAAAAGGAGAGUCAGGCAGAGCCUAUGGCAGAGGAGAAAAAGGAGAAAAGGGUGAAGAAGGAUCCCCUGGAUUUCCUGGACUGAAGGGUGAUAAAGGAGAAAAAGGGUCCCUUGGCUUGCCUGGCACCCCGGGGAAGGAUGGAGCAAAAGGAGAAGCCGGCGAACCAGGACAACCAGGAGCAUUUGGAUUGCCUGGGCCAGCAGGUCCAAAGGGAUCUGAGGGAAAACAGGGUCCCCCAGGUAUUAAAGGCUACGUAGGAGCACCGGGUUUACAAGGAGAAAGAGGAGAAAAGGGAACACGAGGAGACAAGGGAGAACGAGGUUUAGACGGGUUCCCAGGAAAGCCAGGUGUGGAAGGAAAACAGGGUCCUGCUGGCAGCCCAGGCCCUCCAGGUGGUAGCGGGCCCAAAGGAGAAAAGGGUGAACCAGGGCUCCCCGGAUUGCCAGGAUCUUCAGUACCUUCUGAAGGCCUGAAAGGAGAGCAAGGAGAGCCUGGCCCACGAGGACCUCAAGGCCAACCUGGACUUCCUGGACUCCCAGGAGAGGCUGGUCUAGAGGGCAAGCCUGGAGUCCCAGGUUUACCAGGUCAAAGGGGUAAGAAGGGAGAACCUGGAUUCCCAGGAAUUAAUGGUCUGAUUGGCCCUCAGGGACCUCCAGGGCCCCCAGGCAUUGCUGGACCCCCUGGACCACCUGGAGCACCAGGACUGCCAGGAGAAAUUGGUGUUGCUGGUAAAAGUGGACUGCCAGGACCAGCUGGCUCACCUGGCAAAGAUGGAUUAAAUGGUCUACCUGGGCUUCCAGGUCAAAAGGGAGAACAAGGAGAAAAGGGUGAGGAAGGCUUUCCUGGAAAAGCUGGCCCUAAGGGUGAACCAGGAAGCCGUGGCCAACCUGGUGAACAGGGUGAAGCGGGUCUUCCUGGUCUUCAAGGUUUACCUGGACUGAGAGGAGAAAAAGGAGACCAGGGAGGAAAGGGAAAAGAUGGUCUCCCAGGACUGAAAGGGGAAAGGGGAGAAAAGGGUGACACAGGUUCCCCUGGCCCACCAGGCACACCUGGAACAACAACCUUCUUCACCCCACACCCUAGGAUUCCUGGUGAACCAGGACCCAAAGGGGAGAAAGGAGAUCGGGGAACAAGUGGAGAACCUGGAUUACCGGGGAUCCCAGGUGAACAGGGUGUCCCAGGAGCUGUAGGACUCCAGGGGACAAAGGGGCAGAAAGGAGCCCGAGGAGAAGUUGGAGCCCCUGGAGAGGCUGGUGCAGUUGGACCAGUGGGGCCUCCUGGACCAAGAGGAUUGCCAGGAAAUGUGGGAAUACCUGGAAACCCUGGACUACCAGGGAAAGAGGGAGAAAGAGGGGAAAAGGGUGACCCAGGAAAAGAAGGAAAAGUGGGUUUACCUGGGCCAGCUGGGGUGCCAGGGCCUCCUGGACAGCCGGGUUUGCCUGGCAAAGGUAAAGAUGGAGAACAGGGAGAAAGAGGCCCACCAGGCUUGCCAGGACCUUUUGGACAUAAGGGUGAGAGGGGAGCUCCUGGCCUCCCUGGACAGCCAGGAGACAGAGGUGUGCCAGGAGUUGGACUGGCUGGACCACCUGGCCCUGUUGGACCCCCAGGAGACAAAGGAUCAUUGGGUCCUCGUGGUGUACCUGGUAUCCCUGGACCACAGGGGCCUCCUGGCCAGGAUGGCCUACCUGGAAAUCCAGGGGAAAGAGGACCUCCUGGAAAACCAGGUACCUCACCCCUGCUCUCUCCAGAGGACAUAAAUCUCUUAGUGAAGGAUGUGUGCACUGAAUGCCCGCCUGGCCCACCAGGACUGCCAGGCAUCCCAGGUUUCAAAGGUGACAAAGGUCUCCGAGGACCACCAGGUAGAGACGGCCAGGAUGGGAAAAUGGGAAAUGCUGGUCCCAGAGGUGCUGCAGGCCCACCUGGACUGGAUGGCCAAAAGGGUGCUAAAGGAGACCGUGGAAUAACUGGGGAUGCAGGAGAAAAAGGCGAACAGGGACACCCUGGAAUGCCUGGCUUUGCAGGGGCUCCUGGAAACCCUGGCCCACCUGGACCGGAUGGGGCACCGGGACCAAUAGGACCAGCAGGAAACCCAGGAGACGUGGGUAAAGAUGGCCUUCCAGGUCCACAAGGCCCACCAGGUGUUCCUGGACUUCCCGGCAUUGCUGGGAAUGAUGGCAAAGAUGGCAAGCCAGGAUCUCUUGGAGAACCGGGAAAACCUGGAGAACCAGGCCUCCCAGGCCAGGAGGGUGCCAGAGGCUUACCGGGUUUCAAAGGACAGAGGGGAGAUACAGGUCCCCCAGGUCCACGGGGGGAACCAGGUGCGACAGGUCCUGCUGGGCGUGAGGGGCCACCAGGGAAGGAUGGUGAUACUGGCCCCAUAGGACCACAGGGCCCUCGAGGGCUCAGAGGGCAGCCGGGCAAGAAUGGAUUGCCUGGAUCUGCAGGAGAACCUGGCCCAGCAGGUAACCCAGGUCCUAAAGGAAAUAAAGGAGAAAAUGGCAGCCCAGGACUCCCUGGCUUCAUAGGACCCCGAGGACCACCUGGUGAUCCAGGAGAAAAAGGCCCUCCAGGAAAGGAGGGUGCACCAGGGAAACCAGGUGAACCUGGAUCCAAAGGAGAGAGGGGAGAGCCUGGCAUCAAAGGUGAAAAAGGUCCUCCAGGAGAAAAGGGCCCUCCAGGUGAGCCUGGGAUACCUGGUCAUAAAGGCCAUCCAGGUCUGAUGGGACCCCACGGACCACCAGGAGACAGUGGGCAAGUUGGACCUCCUGGUCCCCCAGGACAGCCAGGAUUUCCAGGACCACGGGGGGAACCUCCGUCUCUAGAGACUCUGAGAAGACUCAUCCAAGAGGAGUUAGCUAAGCAGCUAGAUGCAAAGUUAGCCUAUCUCUUGGCGCAGAUACCGCCUGCACAUGUGAAAGCAUCCCAUGGCAGACCAGGACCUCCUGGUCCCCCUGGGAAAGAAGGACUACCAGGAAGAACUGGCCCUCCAGGAGAGCCUGGACGACCUGGGCAGACUGGAUCUGAAGGACCACCUGGACCCAUUGGACCCAAGGGAGAAAGAGGAGCAAAGGGUGAGAAAGGAGAUGCUGGCAUUGGCCAGAGAGGUGAAAUAGGUCCUCCAGGAAUUCCAGGCCUCCCAGGAGAGCCUGGCUAUGCCAAAGAUGGGAUACCAGGACCACCUGGCCCUCAAGGUGAAGCUGGGGUACCUGGUCUCAUGGGCCCACAGGGACCUCCGGGAGCCAAUGGACAGUGUGACCCUGCUCAAUGCGCUUACUAUGCAAGCCUGGCUGCCAGGCCUGCCAAUGUCAAAGGGCCCUAGGAUACAGGGAGUAUCCCCAGACUUGUUUUUAAAACUUGAAUUCAUCCAGCCUGCCAAGAGCUCUCAGAUGUCUUCAACUUUGUUUCUUUCAUGGGAGGCCUUCUAAAGCCAACAAAUGCUGCCGGUCGGUCAGAUUAUUUUUAUGAAUUAUAAUAAUAAUUAUUAUUAUCUCUGAUGUGACAUGUGAAUUUGAUCUUGUUUCUCUAACACCAGGGCAUAUUAAAACAUUAAAAAUGUGGGUUUUUUUCUUUUGAAGAGCAUACAACAUUGAUGCGUUGUGUAGCAGUUUAUGCAAAACCAAUCUGAUACAAAUUUUUUUUUUCCUUUUUGUGGUUAAUUCUUUCCAAAGCUUUAGCCUUGAAACUGAAAUUAAAUCCUGCACUGCGCAGCAUGGGGCAUUAACUGUGUAGUCACAGGACUGUGGUGCUAGCUGCCAUCCACACAGAGGACAGGAAGAUAAGGUCAUGCCAAAGCUGGGGAAGAGAUCUCUAAUGCACUCAGUUCACAAUGGACAGGCAAAGUGUUCCUUGGAAGAUCUCUUUUAUGUUUAUUAUUCUGUCCACAAAAGAAUUGGAAUUCUAUAGAAGCCAAUUUUUUGGGACCAUGUGAAAUCUCACAGUGAGGCCUGGAUCACUGUUCCUCAUGCAAUAACUUCAGUAGAUGAAGAGUAUGUUCAUAUCAGAUGGAGCUUGUCUUCCUUCUGUCUGGGAGAUGCCUCUGAAAAAGCCACAGUAUUAUCCUCCAUCAGCUCAGGGCUAUCAAUUCCACUUUUCAUUGUCAGUGCACACACAGCUCUAUCACUUCUUCACCCAAGAAUUCUGCCAGACCAAUGUCUUCUACUGUUAAAAAUCUCAGGAAGCAAAGUGUCACCUGACUUCACUGUUCUGAAUGAUACACCAUGACAACAACUUGGAAAAGCUGUGUUUUAGAGGGAGGUGAGAAAUUAGUGGCUGGUUUUCAUCUCUGAUGAAAAGUUCAGAACAAAGAGGUGUUCAGAAAUUGUGUUUGAGAGUGAAAGACAAAACUCAGACACAGGCCGUUUUGCCUAUCAGCUCAUUGCCAAAAUCAAGUUGGGAAUUCACUGAAAAAAUAAAUAGGGGACAGAGUCUGAGAAGACAUUCACAGCAUUCAAUCUAACUUUCUGACAGAGACACAUGGAAGAGCCAGAUUUCCAAAACUCUUCUGAAUAAGCAGUUUGUAUUGAGUGAUCAGAGUAACGAACGUGAUACAGACACUAAGUGCUGAAUCUGUUUUGAAAUCCCAUCUGAUCUUUUGGAGAGAUAAAUGUGGCCCCCUGCCCUGCUGGCAUGUUCACCAUGUGGCAUGGUGCUUCCAAAGUGGCUAAGUGGCUAAGCCAAGCAGGAGGCACAGCUGUCUAUAACCAUCCCAAAAUCAGACACUGUAGCUAUAAGCCCAAAGCUGACUAUUUGCAAACCUUGGAGUCUUUUUCUUACCAAGAAGAUUAAACAGUCUUUUUUAUGUAGAUCUCAGUGGUGACAUUUUUGCUAUUUCCUAUGCAAGUAAAUUAUUUUAUUGGAUUUUACUGUGAUCCUGUCUGUGGAAAGACCAAGCAAAGUGAAAAUAUCAUGAGGAGAAGAGCAUACUGCUUUUUAGUAAUUCUCAAUAGUAUAUGUUACUGUAGUGCUUUCUAUAGUUCAGUUUUAUGCAAGCAUGUUGAUCACAUAGUAUUUAACAUCAUCAUUUUUUCUAGUCCAGAAUGAAUGAGAUUUUAUUCCUCUAGUGGUGAUGUAGAAUAAGCUUCUUACUCAGGAGAGACCUCUCAACAUGGUAUGAGCCAUUAUUUUGAGUAAAUAUCAUGGCAAUGAGCAGGUUUUAUGGAGGUCAGGCAUGCUAGUUGUCCCAUAUUAAUGUGACAUGGUGUGAUGAGUAAUAAGCUGAUGAUUGGACUAGAUGAUCUUUUUCAACCUUAAUGAUUCUGUGAUUCUAUGAUUCUAUGAUGUGAAACUCCCCAAAUUCUGCAUUGUGCAUAUUUGCAUACACCAUGAAUGGCUCAGACUUUAAUACACUCAAGUAUACCAUGUGACAGGUAAAUAUAUAAUGGUGCUCUAUUGAACAAAUUCCAGGGUCUUUCAUCUCUCCAAAAUGGUGCAUUGGAAUCUAGAUAAAGGAAAUAGGAGAUUCUGGAGUUUUUGUUGUUCUGUCUUUUUUUAAUUUUAAUUUUAAUUUUCUUUGAUAACUCAUUUCAUCUGCAAGUCUCUCAAAGCCAUUGCCAGCAGCAGUCUGUGUUAGGAAAAUGAGACACAUUGACAUCUUCAAAAGAAAUAUUAGAUUAUUUAAUAGAAAUAUCUAUUUUAUUGUUGCCUGUUCAGUCCAUUCCUGCCUUUGUGUUCUGAUUUCAGUGGAUACCAUUUCCCUGCUUUUUCUUAAACCUCGUUUCCUCUUCAGCCAGUUACAUGACAUUUACCAAGCACAAUCUGUCAGUAGUGAGGAGUACGAGACAGUUGGUGCAGACUCUGCAGGGGUGCUUAUAGCCACCCAAUACUGUCUGCUAAACAGCUUCCGAGGCAGCAGUGGAUGCAGGAGGUGAAAGAUAGGGCAGAGGUAAUGCGUAUGGCUGCUCUACUGACCACUCUUGAACAAGAUGAGGAUGUGGCUUUUGCAUCUCAAUGUUCCUGGCUCAGAAACAAAGCAUUUGGUACAUCACAGUGAAGUUUAUUCAGUGUCUGAGAUUUAAUCCCAGAAAUGCACUGUUAUUUUUGUAUGAUUUUUUUUUGGCCAGCCAUCUGAUAAGAGGGAACAGACUGAUAAGAUGGCAUUAGUGAGGCAGAGAAUGCAUUGUCUAUAUGUUACCAUGGUGCUAAUGAUACACACAUCUUACUAUAUUGCUAGAGUGUUGGGUUUUUUUAAUCAAUUGUGUAAAUUAUUACAGCUAUAGCAAACAAACUAUUAUUCCAUUAUACAUUUCUCCUGUCAAAUAAAUAAUUUAAAAUUUUAAAGAGAUUAAUUUGGGUAAAAUUGUUUUUGUGUUACUUUAUUUAACAAUUUACACUUGUAUUCUGAACUGCUCUAAAUUAGCUUUUUUUGGAGCUGUAGCAAGGGAUAAAUUAUUCUCCUUCUUUGCUGCUUUUGAGAGGCUCAUCUCAUUACAAUCUUGUGAUGUUGUUUUUCUGAGCUGUCCUUUUCACACCUCUUGUUAAUAUGGGAUAAUUAAACUGUCUGAGGUUGAACUCAUUUCCACAUGUUUAUCCAGAAAUGUGUAAUCAAAGCAAAAUGGUACUGCUCAGGACUGAAACAAAUGUGUGUGUUUUUCCAGAGCUGCAAUAAAAAUGUAGCAGCAGCUAAGCCUCGGAUCUGUGCUCUGAGCAUAGAACUGUCAGGGAGAUGAGCACAUCUUUUACUUUCUGGACUAUUAAGAAAAAAUACAAUUAAAAUUAAAAGAAAAUAAAAAGAAAAAUAUGGAGAAAUUUUGAUCUUUUAAUGUGAAAACUAUCCAAGCCUUAACCUGCUACAGGCUGCUUUUUGGCAGCUUCUGAACAGGAUGUGAUGCUGAUGCAUGUCUGGGUAUCAUCAUCUGAGAAUGUGUUGGGAACCAGAGACACCGAGAGAGUACUUCAUGGAUUCGAGUUGGAAGGGACCCUAAAAGGUAAUCUACUCCAACUCCCCUGCAAUGAACAGGGGCACCUACAGCUAGGUCAGGGUGCUCAGAGCCCUGUCCCGGUCUGACAUUGAAUGUCUCCAAGAAUGGGGCAUCCACCACAUCUUUGGGCAAUGUGUGCCAGUGUGCCUCAGUACUCUUAUAGUAAAAAACUUCUUCCUUCUACUUCCUUGAUCUAAAAGACUUCCAGGUACAAUGUAAGACCUGGGAGUAUCCUAGAUCUUCAGCGAGUCUAUGAGGGAGAUUAUGUAUAUCUCAAAUGAAGUGAGAUGCUUAUGUCUAGGUUCCUGAAUCUCAUGCUCAGAGCUAGGCUGUGACACCUGCUUUUAGGUGAUUCCAGUGUGAGGUUUAGACCUUGGAUGAGCAUCCUAAAGUAAUCAGCUGAAGCACUCUGGGCUGCAUUACUUGAAUUGGCCUGGUGUUGACAGAAGAGCUUCUGAUAAGUGUGUGUCUUUCACCAUUACUGGGUUGCUACUGGGUUGCUCAUGUUGCUACUGGGUUGAUAUGGGGAUGGAUGUGUUACAGACAAUGAGGUGUUCAGUACUAUGGGAAUGGCACAGGGAGAUGGACAAUGUUAUGGCACCAAUGUGUACUGUCCUUCUGCCAGGAAAUAACAGAAAAUAAAACAUUGAGUUACUAAAAAAAUCCGCUACCAGCUCUUUCAGUCUGUCAGACUGGGUAAAGGAUGCUGCCUUGUGGCAACCCUGCACAAGGUGAGCAUCCUAACAUGAGGAGUCCUCCUUGAUGACCCUGCAAAGCCAUCUCUGCUUAUGGGGAGAAUCGUUGCAUCAGCCAUCUAGUUGCUUCCUGAAUCCUAAGUUUGGCACUUCUUGUAGGUUAACAAGAGUCCGUCAGAGC
Messenger RNA from Tympanuchus pallidicinctus (lesser prairie-chicken), 9777 nucleotides. It is a transcript of the gene COL22A1, whose product is annotated as collagen type XXII alpha 1 chain. Lineage: Eukaryota; Metazoa; Chordata; Aves; Galliformes; Phasianidae. The coding region runs from base 465 to 5303 and encodes 1612 amino acids. The record is from RefSeq and is a predicted model, not a curated record. The transcript has 65 exons.